AUGGCACCCGUGAAAACUCUUACUUACCUCUCACAGGAGAAGACUCUAGAAUCUAGUUUCGUUCGGGACGAAGACGAGCGUCCCAAAGUGGCCUACAACGAAUUCAGCAACGACAUUCCCGUUAUUUCUCUGGCUGGAAUCGACGAGGUUGAUGGACGCAGAUCAGAGAUUUGCCAGAAGAUCGUAGAGGCUUGCGAGGAUUGGGGUAUAUUUCAGGUGGUUGAUCACGGUGUUGAUGAUCAACUUAUAGCUCAAAUGACUCGUCUAGCUAAAGAGUUCUUCGCUUUGCCACCUGAAGAGAAGCUUCGCUUUGACAUGUCUGGUGGUAAAAAGGGUGGCUUCAUUGUCUCCAGCCAUCUCCAAGGGGAAUCGGUGAAGGAUUGGAGAGAGCUUGUGACAUACUUCUCAUACCCAAUAAGAGAGAGGGACUAUUCAAGGUGGCCAGACACACCUGAAGGGUGGAGAAAGGUGACUGAGGAAUACAGCGAGAAGGUGAUGGGUUUGGCAUGCAAGCUUUUGGAGGUGUUAUCGGAAGCAAUGGGGUUAGAGAAGAAGGCUCUAACCGAAGCAUGCGUCGAUAUGGACCAGAAAGUUGUGAUCAAUUACUACCCAAAAUGCCCCCAACCUGAUCUCACGCUUGGGCUUAAGCGUCACACUGAUCCUGGCACCAUCACUUUGCUUCUUCAAGACCAAGUGGGUGGCCUUCAGGCAACAAAGGAUGAUGGUAAGACAUGGAUAACUGUUCAGCCUGUGGAGGGCGCUUUCGUUGUCAAUCUUGGAGACCAUGGUCAUUAUCUCAGUAAUAGAAGGUUCAAGAAUGCUGAUCACCAAGCGGUGGUUAACUCCAACUCUAGCCGUUUGUCAAUAGCCACGUUUCAGAACCCAGCACCAAAUGCAACUGUGUACCCUUUGAAGGUUAGAGAGGGAGAGAAACCUGUGCUGGAGGAACCAAUCACUUUUGCUGAAAUGUACAGAAGGAAAAUGAGCAAGGACAUUGAGAUUGCAAGGAUGAAGAAGCUGGCUAAUGAAAAGCAAUUGCAAGAACUUGAGAAGGCAAAACUGGAGUCCAAGGCUUUGAAUGAGAUUCUUGCUUAGACUUCAGUGAUACUAUCAGUGC
Abrus precatorius (Indian licorice) is the source of this 1117-nucleotide messenger RNA. Its product is annotated as naringenin,2-oxoglutarate 3-dioxygenase-like. The transcript is spliced from 3 exons. The record is from RefSeq and is a predicted model, not a curated record. Lineage: Eukaryota; Viridiplantae; Streptophyta; Magnoliopsida; Fabales; Fabaceae. The coding region runs from base 1 to 1095 and encodes 364 amino acids.